Molecule: messenger RNA, 6451 nt
Organism: Corythoichthys intestinalis (scribbled pipefish)
Lineage: Eukaryota; Metazoa; Chordata; Actinopteri; Syngnathiformes; Syngnathidae
Gene: jhy
Product: junctional cadherin complex regulator
Exons: 9
Coding region: 299-2008 (569 amino acids)
Biological process (GO): axoneme assembly
Source: RefSeq, a predicted model, not a curated record
CGGGUCGACGAGCCAGCACGGCACUGCAGUUUAAACGAAUAUAAGACCAGAGUCGUCUCGACAAAAUAACCAGAUUAAACAAGAAGCGAUUUGUUUGUCAAGGUUUAAGAAUUUUGGCUACAUUAGCCAUCAUAGGAGUCAAGGGCUGAAGAGCGCACUUGGUGCAGACAUUAAUCUGCCGCAGACUCAAAGCUCACCCUCCUAAUCUAAAGAGCAGCGUCUCAGACCAAUCAGUGGGACACACUGAGGACAGAUACAGAGCUUGGCCCAUGAGAGAGUCAGCAAACAAAAACUAUGGAUGCACAAUGGUGACUACAUGAGGCUUUGGAGAAACAUGGAUGACAGUUUAGAGGGAGGAAUUUGGGAGGUUGUCGAUGCAAACGAUGAUCCAAGUGAUGACAACUUGAUUUCUGAUAGUAUCAAUAUAGAUGCCCUUUCUCACAGAAUAAGGGAUCCUGGAAGUGACACUCAAAAAAGCAAACUGGAUGCCAGUGUCUACUCAGAAUUGGGCUUUGACCCAAAAUGGAGCAACACAACAAAGGAAGAUGCCAUCACUGGGAGUUUAAUAGAUACAGUCCCGAAACAUCACCCCUUUUCUAGACAAAUGUCUAGUCAAUCAGAGAAGCAAUUUAUAAGAGGAUAUAGAUACAUAGGUGACACAAGUUCAACAACUGUAACAGUUCCUCGCAGUGAUUAUAAUCAGCCAUACCACCUACACCCCCAAGAAGACCAGAUUAGUUUAAUGACAACUCAACUCAAUCAUAAUGACGCUUUGUAUCAUAGCUCACCGAAAUCCAACUUAUCUCGUAGUUGGUGUGAUAGCACGACUCAAAAGCAGUUAAAAAACAAGACGCAGACGAGCUUUUCUAGUUUGGAAGAUAAUUUUAAAAGACCUCUUGAGCUGCCAGAGGACAUGGAGGCAACACCGGCCAAUUGCUUGAAAGAAUACCAGAAUACCUACAACCAGAAGGAACUGCAACAGUCCACCACUAAAGAGACUAUUGGAAAGAAAAAACGAUAUUCUCAAACAGAAGACCUUGUAGAACGUAACAAAAUAACAUUGGGCCGCAGCACAUCUGGUUAUGGAUCCUAUGUGAAUAUGUUUGCGCUUCAGCAGAAGAAACCUCACAUUCUGAACAAGCUGCAUAAAACUGCUGAUGUGGUGGCCACUGCUGCGUUUCAGAAGGAGAGUUCAAAUCCAGAAUUAAGUUUGAUCCAGCAACUGGAGGUCACCCAUAUCAAUGAUGGAAGCAAAGAACAGGUGAAUACAGAGCCUUCCUACAGAAGCAUGGAGAAAAGCCCUGAAUUGCAAAGCACACAUGCAAGUGCAUUAAAAUGCCACUUUCCCAUUGAGGAAUGUGAACAAAAGUGGGGUCCAAAUGAAGAUUGCAAUAGGCAAAGUCUCGAAGUCUUCGCGAUACCUUCAAGUACUUCACACAAUACCGGUGUCUAUACAAAGCUGCCACCUAUUAUGCCGGAGCAGUUCUUGAGUCAAAGUGUGAAGGCAAUCAAACUCCAGCAUAUAAACAGUACUCCUGAUUUCUUGGCACAGAUGGAAGAUAAGAUAAGGAAAAAAGCCAAUUAUAAGAUAUACAGCCUGAGAGAAUACAAGGAGUUGAAACUAGAUGUGAAGUUGCAAGGUCUAGGUCCUGACUACACAGCAGUAAAGAAGCUUGCUGAAAAGGUGAACCAACAGAAGCUAUAUUCAAAAAGCGUCCGUGAGAGGAACAAAAACAUGAGUAAGAUGCCCUUUCUGUUGCCCAAAGACCCAGUAGUUAAAGACAGAAAAGUUGCCAGAAUUAAGGCUUUAGAAUAUGCUAAGACCAUCGCCAAGCCUCUUACUCAGCACCCUCUAUCAAAAUCAAGUAAAAAACCACAGUCGGGAAGUUCCAAUGGACACAAACCUUGUUUAGAGGAUUGGAAAAUUUCACAGCCGGCCACAGUGGACCUCGUGAAACGUCACCAAGAAGAAAAGGAGGCCCUCUUCAAAAAGGUGCAUGUGGUUUGAGGAAAUCUCAAGUCAUUCUACUCAAAGACUGGAUUCAAUUAAAUGCUGUAAUGAAAAGAUUAUGUACUUGAUCAUGAUAUGAAUAGUUAUUAAUCCUGGUUGCACAGCGGGUAAUUGGUUUGCUCACAGUUCUGAGAUCAGGGUUUCAAUCAAGGGUGAGCAACGUCCAACUGGAAAAGCUUGAGAUACAAUGUAUCGUAGCUAGGUAUGGGAAUUGAUAAGAUUUUUACGAUUCCAUUAUCGAUGUUGCUUAACGAUUCAAUUCUUUAUCGAUUCUCUUAUCGAUUCUAAUUUGGACUAAUGGACUCUAUGAGGUUCUGUGUUCAAUGUUUUAUGGUUCAUUCGCCUUGGGGUGUCUGUUAGAACACGAGGAGCGGAGAGUGGAGUUGGUAUUUGGCACUUUUAAUCUAACUUGGCAACAGGCACAACUAUAUACAGGCAAUGGCACUUGAUAUGAGGAUCGCUCAAUGAGCAGAUGAGAGCAUGCGUGGAGAGAUGUUGAUGUAAUUGUAUGUGUGUGGACGAAGACUGGAAUGAGUGGGUACAUGUGUGGUUCUGAAAGGAAAGAAAAUUACAUCAUAUUAGUGCUGAUGCAAUGAACAAUGCAAGUUGACUGUAAAGCAGUCACAAACAAUAAUGCACAUACAUGACUCGCGCAGUAUAAUGAGCACAAAGGUGGGGGGGGGCACACAACCCGGAAGCACGCUGCGUGCACGUGCAGUCAUCUUAGCCAUAAAGUGUCGAAAACUAACAUUUACACUCAUAUGGAUGUACAACAUCAUUUUAAGAUGCUAAACUAACACAUUCCCUCUUAACACAAAUGUGCAACGCAGCGAGGACGAGCGGGAGCAACCAGCUGACGUAACAGUAAAAACAUAAAAUGGUCGCGCUGAUAACGGUUCUAACUUAUCAUAAGAACUUUAUGACAUGAAUAGGAAAUGCUUACAUUCGUUCAUGGAUGCACACAGAUUAACACUUCCUCGCAGACAUUUUACCAGGUGGCCGCACUCUGCUCAAAAUGCACACCUUACACCUAUUCUCGGUCCCAGAAUACGCAGCGUGUGUGACAUAGGACAAUAACAGGAAGUAACUGACUGGUUGCUAUGGGAACCAACGCUUACCCAAGGAACCUUUCUAACAGUAGUCUCUCUUUGAGUAAUCAUGUAGUCUUACUUGCCGAAUUGACUGUGUGUAACAGGCGUAAAUUACAAAACGUAAAUCGUGCUGGUUGGAAUCGAUAAAAGAAAAUUGUUAGAUAAACUGCCAAACGAUUCCAUAGAAUCGGAACACACGGAAGCGGUUCUCUAUAGGAAGCGGUUGUCAAUUCCCAUCCCUAAUUAUAGCUGGUGUGGCAAUGCCUAUGAAGGCCCAUGGAAAAGCUGGACCAAGUUGCUGGGGAAACUGACUGUUAAAGAUUAUUCUAUAUUUAUCUUUUUCUCUUUUGGCCCGGGAUCACCAAACCACUGACUGACCACAGCUUGACGACCUUCCAUGAUAUAAAUUCAAGCAUGCAUGAAACAUGUCCACAGGGUUUGACAUGGCAACAAAUCUCCCACUUUUACCAUCACCAAAGCACCUCAAAACCAUUACAUUACCUCCAUCAUGACAGAUGACAUCAGGCACUCUUCAGGGUGCUCUUUAAGGUAGAAGGUAUUUUGAAUACGGAAGGCUAUCAUUCAUUUUCCAACAUCAUGUCAUUCUUCCUACAACAAGACAAUGACCCAAAGCACACUUUCAAAUUACAGAAGAAAUAUUUGGGGAGCAGGUAGCUGCUACUAGCUAGCACAGGCGCCAUAUCUCCUAACCCCAUAACCCCAUUGAACUGUUUUGGGACCAGCUUCACCGUAUCGUACGCAAAAAGUACCAUCCAAUUUAUGGGAGGGACUUCUGGAAGCAUGGGGGAUAGGGUUGCCAACUGUGCCUUGAAAAAUGUCAAAAAAUAUUCAGAAGCAAAAGUACGCGUCCCUUAUUGAGUUUUCAAGGGAGAUGCUUUGUCCCCUAUUAUCAUCAAACUAAAAUAUAGUGUCUUAUUUGUAGAAGUAACGAAUACUGGUAUGGUGCUUUCGAAGACGCUUAUCCUGCUUUUUGACCAAUGAGCUGACAGAACAAUGAUAAUACAAAAUCCCACUCCUCUCAUUGGUCGAGGUACUGUCGCUAACAGACGACAACAUAAGAAUGUGGAAGAAAAGAGGUUUUGUGUGAAGUAAGAGUAAAAACCAUGUUCAAAAUGAUGAUAAUUUUUAUUCUUGUUCUUCUCUGUGUAUUCCAUAUUCACUCACGUAUUGUAUUAUAUUUUUUGUGGAUGUCCCUGAUCCGAUCACGUAAUCGGAAAUCAGGCCGAUCCCGCCAUUUUUCAGAGGAUCGGAAUUGGGUGAAAAAGAUCGUGUGUUUAAUCAUAAACAAAAUAAUCCAGAAAUACAAUGGCAUUGCCAGAAGACACAAAAAUAUAUACGUUUUAAGCUCCACAAAACUCCUGGAAAAAGUGGAAGAGGAAGUACUGAAACUGAACAGUAUUGUAACACGUUUGAAGCUUUUGUUCAAAUAUUAAAAAAAUGGAAAAAAUUCAGAUUAGUAUCUAAUCGGGACAUGGUAGCGGCAAAAUUCAAAAUGAGAUGACUUCUCCGCUGCCCCACGGUGGCUUUUUGGCACUCUCGCCCACUCCAGGUAGGGUCACUGUCCUGCCCCGUGCAUAGUUGGCCGUGGGGGUCCGGCGGUGUCCCAUGUCGGCUGGGGUGUUCUGGCAGUGGCUGGGUUUUGGUGGUGGUGGUGAGGGGGAGCGGUGGUGCGUCCCUUAUCCCUUGGCUAAAGGAUGGUUAACGGGGCGCAGAUAGUCCAGGAGAACACCCUAGAUCCCGGGGGAAUGACGCCAGUCUCCUUGCUGGAGCUGCGGGAGGGGGGAUAGGCUGCGCUGGCUCACCACCCCGAUCGGCGCGGGAGAAGCUGUGGCCCUGGGGCAGCCCCCGCGCAGCAUUUCCUCUUGUCUGGAGGACUAUCACAUGUCAUCACGCAUGACCGGGUGCAAUUAGACACACUCAAGUAGAGAAAUGAUCAGUCCCCAGGAUUAGCGAUAAAGCAGCAUAGAACAGGAUGUCAACAUAUCCACACUUACAAGUGAUUCACAAAAUAAUGGGUUCUACACCUUACAUUGCUGAUUUGUGUAUGCUCCAUCCACCUAAUCACUUCUCCCCCCCCCUCCCCCCUCUCCUUUUCCUUCUCGGUCAUCAGGCUCCCUACAAUAUGUCAACCCGAAAUACAAUUAGCUAGCAAUAGCUUUACAAUCUUCAUAGUUAGUAUAGGCUGAACGAAAAAAAGCUGGCCAGAUUCCGACUUUAAAGUGAGAAUUCUGCAGAUAAAAGUCAGAAUAGUCAGAAUUCUGGGAAGGAAGUCAGAAUUCUUACUUUAGUCUCAGAAUCUUGGCCACCAUUUUAAAAAAAAAAUUUAUCUAUUUUUUUAUGCAGUACCCCUAAUCCUCUUCCGUAUAUUUGGGGUGAUCAUUUGUGAAAAUGUUAUUGCUGAGGGGACUUUGAAUGCACCUAAAUUGAAGAAAAAAAAAACAACAACCUUUGCCUGAGAGGUUGUUUGUACUUUUUAAAACAUGUAUUUAAAAAAAAACGGCCUAAACCACACACAUAUACAGAUACAUAAAGGCUCAGGACCUUUAGCAUUAAUUUAUUCAGUUUUUGGCAGGACAGAUUUAAUUCUAGUAUAUUUUGUACUAAAAAUACAUGGCUGAUAAUUCUUGUUUUUUCUAUGUGCUUAUAUAACUCCCAUAUGCACCUAAUUAACUCAGCCUUGAGUAAAAUUAUUAUAUUAUCAUUAUAACAACAACCACAUAAUCAUAAUCACGUUUUCAGACCGGCAGGCUCUACCAAUGAGGUGUCCCUUUUUUUCAGGGAGUUGGCAACCCUAAUGGGGGACUUCUGGAAGCUUGGGGUGGAAUUUCUCCAACACUGAAAUCUUGUGUCUCCUAAUAAAACAGCUGCAUUUUUCUUGGGAGAAGAAUGUCCCCUCACCCAAUAGGUGGGGAGUCCCUCUUUGUGCAGCCUCACGGCGUUGCUGGCUGGCUGCCCCCUGCAUUGUCUCUCUAUGUAAAGUCACAUGAUUACAGAUAGCAGAUCCAUGUGGAAUCAUUUUAGCCUGGUUAAACAAAUUACUACACAUGUAAAUUUUCAAAAAAAUAAAUGUCGUUAACUCUUCAGAUCCAACAAUCUCAACAUAUUAACAGCAACAAACAAUGCUAAAGGUCUGCAAUGCUAUAAUUAUUGCACAUUGAGCAUUUUUUGAUGAAAGCAUAGUUUGAAGGAAAAAAUAUUUCAAAUAAAAAAAUCAUUAUUUCUGACGAUGCCAAUGUCUUGACUGUAUAUUCUAUUUAUUUUGCAACUCAUUUAAUAAAAACGUGUGACUUUUCAUCGAAUAUUGUCAUGAAAUAAAACUUGUCUGCGA